This is a messenger RNA of Sciurus carolinensis (gray squirrel), 957 nucleotides long. RefSeq names its product olfactory receptor 18-like. Lineage: Eukaryota; Metazoa; Chordata; Mammalia; Rodentia; Sciuridae. Gene Ontology annotation, cellular component: membrane. Gene Ontology annotation, molecular function: G protein-coupled receptor activity; olfactory receptor activity. The record is from RefSeq and is a predicted model, not a curated record. Gene Ontology annotation, biological process: G protein-coupled receptor signaling pathway.
CUCAUUUUCAAAAGGUGUCCAAGUAAUACAGAGCCACAAAAUCUAACACAUUUCUCAGAAUUUUUCCUCCUGGAACUCUCAGAAGAUACAGACGUGCAGCCCAUCCUCUUAGGACUGUUCCUGUCCAUGUACCUGGUCACAGUGCUUGGGAACCUGCUCAUCAUCCUGGCUGUCAGCUCUGACUCCCACCUCCACACCCCUAUGUACUUCUUUCUCUCCACUCUGUCUUUGUCUGAUAUUGGUUUUAUCUCCACCACAGUCCCAAAGAUGAUUGUGGACAUCCUAACUCAUAGCAGAGUCAUCUCCUAUGUGGGCUGCCUGACACAGAUGUCUCUUUUUCUCAUUUUUGGAAGUGUGGAUGAUCUGAUUCUGGCUGUGAUGGCCUAUGACCGGUACGUGGCCAUCUGUCACCCCCUGCAUUAUCCAGUCAUUAUGAACCCUCGCCUCUGUGGCUUCUUAGUUGUGAUGUCCUUUUUGCUUAGUCUUUUGGAAUCCCAACUGCACAAUUUGAUUGUUUUACAAUUUACCCACAUCAAGGAUGUGGAAAUUUCUAAUUUCUUUUGCGACCCCUCUCAGCUCCUUAAUCUUGACUGUUCUGAAACUUUUACCAAAAACAUAGUCCUAUGUUUUGCAGGUGCCGUAUUUGGUUUUCUUCCUAUCUCGGGGAUUCUCUUCUCUUACUGUAAAAUUGUUUCCUCCAUUCUGAGAGUCCCAUCAUCAGAUGGGAAGUACAAAGCCUUCUCCACCUGUGGGUCCCACCUGUCAGUUGUUUGCUUAUUUUAUGGGACUGGCCUUGGGGUGUACCUCAGUUCAGGUGUCUCAGUUUCUCCCAGAAAGGGUGCAGUGGCCUCAGUAGUAUACACUGUGGUCACCCCCAUGCUCAACCCUUUCAUAUACAGCCUGAGAAACAGGGACAUCAAGAGGGGUAUGUGGCGGGCCCUCAGAAAAGCCAUUUAA